Messenger RNA from Antechinus flavipes (yellow-footed antechinus), 4190 nucleotides. It is a transcript of the gene CSNK1D, whose product is annotated as casein kinase 1 delta. Gene Ontology annotation, molecular function: ATP binding; protein serine/threonine kinase activity. NCBI's taxonomy places the organism in Eukaryota, Metazoa, Chordata, Mammalia, Dasyuromorphia, Dasyuridae. The transcript is spliced from 10 exons. The record is from RefSeq and is a predicted model, not a curated record. The coding region runs from base 235 to 1464 and encodes 409 amino acids. Gene Ontology annotation, cellular component: cytoplasm; spindle microtubule; nucleus. Gene Ontology annotation, biological process: non-motile cilium assembly; positive regulation of canonical Wnt signaling pathway; peptidyl-serine phosphorylation.
GGGCCGGAGCAGGGGCGGCGGCGCUCGGACUGUCCCAUCCGCCCCAUAUUGAGGCGCUGGGAGCGGCGGGGCGGCCGGAAAGCGAUGGUGAAAGCGGGGCCGUGAGGGGGGCGGAGCCGGGAGCCGGACCCGCAUUAGCGGCAGCAGCGGCGCCGCCUCCCCCGGAGCGCAGACCCAGGAAGCGGUCGGGAGGGGAGGGGAGCGAACCAGGCCGGAGCCGAAGCCACCGCCGUCAUGGAGCUGAGAGUUGGGAACAGGUACCGGUUGGGCCGAAAGAUCGGCAGCGGCUCCUUUGGAGACAUCUAUCUCGGUACUGACAUUGCUGCAGGAGAAGAAGUUGCCAUCAAGCUCGAAUGUGUCAAAACCAAACACCCUCAGCUCCAUAUUGAGAGCAAAAUCUACAAAAUGAUGCAGGGAGGAGUGGGCAUUCCUACAAUUAAAUGGUGUGGGGCAGAAGGGGACUAUAAUGUCAUGGUGAUGGAGCUUUUGGGACCAAGCCUUGAAGAUCUCUUCAAUUUCUGCUCAAGAAAAUUCAGUCUGAAAACUGUCCUGCUACUUGCUGACCAGAUGAUUAGUCGGAUUGAAUACAUUCAUUCGAAGAACUUCAUCCACCGAGAUGUGAAGCCGGAUAAUUUUCUUAUGGGACUGGGAAAAAAGGGUAACCUAGUCUACAUCAUAGACUUUGGGUUGGCCAAGAAGUACCGAGAUGCUAGGACCCAUCAGCACAUACCCUAUCGUGAGAAUAAAAACCUCACAGGAACUGCUCGUUAUGCCUCCAUCAACACUCAUCUUGGAAUUGAACAAUCUCGAAGGGAUGACUUGGAGUCCCUGGGCUAUGUGUUGAUGUACUUCAAUUUGGGCUCCCUCCCCUGGCAGGGGCUGAAGGCUGCUACCAAGAGACAAAAAUAUGAAAGAAUUAGUGAAAAGAAAAUGUCCACUCCCAUUGAAGUGUUAUGUAAAGGCUACCCUUCUGAAUUUGCCACAUACCUGAAUUUCUGUCGUUCAUUGCGUUUCGAUGACAAACCUGACUAUUCCUACCUGAGACAGCUCUUCAGGAACCUGUUCCAUCGCCAGGGUUUUUCCUAUGACUAUGUGUUUGACUGGAACAUGCUAAAAUUUGGUGCCAGCCGGGCAGCUGAUGAUGCCGAAAGGGAACGCCGGGAUCGAGAGGAACGAUUGAGACACUCCCGAAAUCCAACUACUCGGGGUCUCCCUUCCACUGCAUCAGGCCGCCUGAGGGGAACACAAGAUGUAGCUCCUCCUACUCCCCUCACCCCUACCUCACAUACUGCUAACACCUCUCCUCGGCCUGUCUCUGGAAUGGAAAGAGAGCGGAAAGUGAGUAUGAGACUGCAUCGUGGUGCCCCAGUCAAUAUCUCUUCGUCUGAUUUAACAGGCCGACAAGAUACCUCUCGCAUGUCAACCUCACAGAAUAGCAUUCCUUUCGAACACCACGGCAAGUAGCUGCUCGUCUACCCGUUGGAAGGCAGCACUGGAUUCCCGGUCGGGUGACUUCCAGUGGUCUUCAGUCUGUCGUGCACCGAUGAGAAAUCUCCUUUUUGCCGUGGAGGGGCAGACAAUGCAUGGCUGAUCUACUAUGUUACCUACCAAUGGCUUUACUAGUGAAACGUCCCCCGAUCUAGAACAGAAAACGUUAACACCAGGAGCUCUCCAGGCCUUUUUACCCAGCGAUGCUCAUGGGGGAAACAAAAAAAUACCCUAAACCGAACAAACUCCAAGUGCUGCCAUCGCCAGGGGCUGAAACCUGAUGCCCCCUCACAAAGAACUCAGUUAUAACGGGGCUGGGAAGAAAAACCAGAGUGUAAGAGAGAGACAAUUUGCAAAGAGAAUCAAACUCCCAUUCGAGAGUCUUUUCAUUUUUCCCUCCACUGGUGGUAAACUUAUGCUACCCCUUAUUAUUAUUCUACUGUAACUAUAAAUCUUUUACUUGGUUUAAGACAGUUUUGUAUCAUUUUGCUAAAAAUUAUUGGCUUAAAUCUAUGUAAAGAAUUCUGUCUUUUUAUUGUUGCGUUUUUGUGUGUGUGUAUGUGUGUGUGUAUGUAUGUAUGUAUGUUGUGUGUGCAUGUUGUUUUGUUUUUUUGUUUUUUUGGUCUGACUUAAAGAUGUUGACUUUGAAGAAUCCUGCAUCAAAGACACUGGCUUGGAGUUUCAGGCAGGGAGUGUAUGUGAAUUAAAAUGAUCAAAUUUUUUUGUGUUUUUUUGUUGUUGUCUUUGUACAAUCCAGUUUGGAGGGGGUUUUCUCAUCAAAGUUUUAUAUACAUGCAUAUGUAUAUAUACACACAUAUAUUUAAGAAUAUGUGUGUGUGUAUAUGUGCACAUAUAUAUGAGUAAUAUAUAUGUGUGUGGCGUGCUGUUUCAUUAACUUGGUUUAUGGCUGUCUUGUUCAUUCUUCCCUAUGUAAAACUGAAAUGCCCCUACAACAACACAAAACAAUUUUGAAUUUCUUGCCAGACUUCAGUGUAGUCAGAGCACUAAGUCUGCUACUUGAAGGGUGUGGGGCUACUUUCAAACAAAGUGACACUACUCUUUCCAAAGGAGCAUGGGAAGAGAAAUGAGUCUGAAAAAAAUUGAAGGCAAGGCCCUUGAGAACCAAAUUGAACAUUUGGUAGUUCUUAUGAUUAAAACCUGAGUAUGUGUUUUUGGUUUCCUUGUGAGAAGAUUGUAAUUGAAACUUUGGGGUAAUGUAUGGUUUUCUCAAUGAUGUUGGUUGCCUAAAUGCCUUUGAAUUGGGGAAAAUUUUAAAUGGAUUGUAGAUGUUACCAAUAUAGCUUGGCACUUCAUUUGUAGCAACACCUAUGUGCUCAAAAGAAAUUAACUGGCCUGCCAUCUUUUGAUGCUAAGGUUUACCUACAUGUACUGAACAGAUGAAGGGGAAUCCCCAAAAGUGCCAAGAAAUAGAUGCUUACAGCCUGUGUUUGAAAUUUUAAUAUGCUAACAGGUUAUGGUCAUGCAUAUAUAGGGCAAGGUUUUUUUGUAGGCCUGAGUUGCAUGUUUGAACAGAAGAGAAAGAAAUACAGGGUUGAUUCAAAAUCUACUGGAAUGUAAGUGACUUCCAUACUACAUGGCAUCUUUUUCCUCUGGAGGUUCUCGGGGACUUCUGUUCUUGUUAGAUUUUCAUAAAAUGAUGUUUCUUAUUGUCAACCUUGCAUCACUCACAGAAACACUGAACCAUAGUGAUACCAAAUCUUUACUCAAGCAAAGUAGAUGUGAGCUUUUUCUGUCUUGGGAAUCAAGGUGCAAUAUAUAUAGAUAUAUAUAUACACACACACAAACACACACACACAUAUAUGUGAGAGAGAGUGUAUGUGUGUAUAUGUAUAUGUAUAUAUACACACACACACGCACGCACAUAUAUAUAUAUAUAUAUCUAUACAUAGGUAUUUUUAUAUUUCUUUCUAAUCAGCCCAUUGGAGAGUCUGUCCUGUUUGGAAGCUAAGCUAUAACUACCCCUUUCUCUCACACUUUAUUCUAGUCUCCCUUUCCCUGAACCCCCCUCCUCCCCCCAGUUUCCUAAAACUGAAACAUGAAACAUGAAGACACCUAAUUUUUUUUAAUUGAUGUUGCAAUGUUUGGCCAGUUGCUUUCAUUUUCAUCGCCAGUAGUUCCAUUUAAUCCCAAUAAUUGAUUUUUUUUCCCCUAAAGCCCUAAUCUGGUUGCUUUUAUGAACUUUUGGGGAGUGUUUACUUGACAGGUUGGGGGACCUGAGUUUUGGGAGUGCAAUAGGAAGAUUCAAAGUGUUGAUUAGUAGAGGGAUUUUUUGUAUGUAAGCUGAAUGUCUUAAUGAGUUCAGUUUUUUACAGGCAUGUCAUUAUCAGCUACAGUGCUACACUAAAGUGUGCUUUCUUUGUAAAUAUCUGUGGUUUCUGAUGUAAUGCCAGAAAGACAUAUCAAAGGCAGCCUUUCUUCCUCCCUGUAUCCAGGACCUGAAAGUGACAGAGUAUAUUUGAAAAGUGGUUUCAGAUGCAGAUUUCUAGAAUUGUGUUUGGUUGUGGACAGUUCUUGCCCUUCCAUGAUAUUUAACUCCCCACCAUUACUUGCAGGAAAUGUAGUUAGAAUGUCUGUAUCAACCUGUGUAUUGGUAACAAAUAUCUCUGAACAGCUCAUUUGUAUUACCACUGUAUUUGUGUACUUUAACAAUUGUGUAAAUAAUAAAUUCAUAAUGACUUCUA